Molecule: messenger RNA, 1299 nt
Organism: Solenopsis invicta (red fire ant)
Lineage: Eukaryota; Metazoa; Arthropoda; Insecta; Hymenoptera; Formicidae
Product: farnesyl pyrophosphate synthase
Exons: 2
Coding region: 311-649 (112 amino acids)
Biological process (GO): trans, trans-farnesyl diphosphate biosynthetic process
Cellular component (GO): cytoplasm
Molecular function (GO): (2E,6E)-farnesyl diphosphate synthase activity; dimethylallyltranstransferase activity
Source: RefSeq, a predicted model, not a curated record
CAAUGUAUAAAUUGCUUUUUUGAUCACGUUUUUAUGUUUCUUUAAACAUACGUAUGUAUUUGGUAUAUAUACUGGGUACAUAUCGAAGCAGAGAUCAAUGUUUAGGGAACUUUCGAGACUUUUGGUGUGAAGAAGGUAACGAAAUUUAACCAGACAUAAAACAAAAGAUACAGAAAAUAUAAGUUUCACAAGAAAAGAUUUUAGUUUGUUGUUUUUGUUAUUAUUGGUUCGUAAUUUAUAACAAUUUUAUUCCUAACGCGACUAAAUCAUUAUUGCAUAUUGCUAAGUUUUAGAACAUAAUACAACGAAAAUGGCUCCUCUUUUAUCUAAAACAAUGUGGGAAACGAUGGAGGAAGAAACUCAGGCAAUGAUGGCAGUGUGGCCGGAAAUUGUUCAUGACAUCAUGGAACAUAUCAAGAACAAUCCUGAUAUUGAUAAGUGGAUGAACAAAGUAUUACAAUAUAAUGUCUCAGAAACAAAGCAUCUUCAUAGCUUAACAGUAGUUUAUGCAUAUAAAUCGAUAACACCUAGUGAACAGCAGACAGAAGAUAACAUUCGCUUAGCAAGGAUUUUAGGAUGGUGUAUGGAAAUGGUGCGUAAUCCUUUUUUUCGAAACUUGGGGUUUUUUUCACAAACAAAUUUAAGUUAAUUUAAUAUCGUUAAACAUCAUUAAACACGAGAUGUACGAGAGUCAUUUUUAAAAUAAGAACCGAUUGUGUAUCGCGUCCGCGGUGGCUGUCACGUGACGUCUAUUUAAGGUUAGCCAUUCUUGGUCAGUCCCUCACUAUGCCUCCAUUAAGUUUCACGUCUCUGCCGGUGUUGGUUGUGUGGUUAUACUACUUUGUUUGUCGCCAUGUCAAUCAGUAAUCCCGCCGAUUGUGAAGGGCGUUCUGUUAUUCGGUUUUUAAAUGCAAAAAAGUUCUUUCUGCUGAAAUUCAUCGGCAGCUUGUUAAAGUUUAUGGUGAAGGUGUAAUGAAUGAUGGAAAUGUGCGUAAAUGGUGUAGGUUUUUUAAUGAAGGAAGGACAAAUAAACGCUCGGCCUCACGUUGCGGCAAGAACAUAAAGGCAACUGGUCAACUUUCAUUGGGAAUUACUGGAUCAUUCACCAUAUAGCUCUAAUUUAGUACCAUCGGACUUUUAUCUUUUUCCAAAACUUAAGGAAUUUCUUGGUGGAAAGCGAUUGGAAAAUGAUGACCGAUUAAAAGAAAUUGUUACUAACUGGUUUAACGGUCAGACGGCAGAGUUCUUUAAUGAGGGGAUCCAAAAGUUGGUGCCACGACUUAACAAAUGUUUAGAUAU